CAGAAAUAAAUAAAAGAUUAAUAAAAGGAAAACAGACGUAAACCAAAAGUUCCAACUCAUCAUCAUUUCUGCAUCUUCUAGGGAUCACAAGAAGUGCCGACGAACUCCCCAACUUCAAUCAAAUCCAAUACCAGAAAAUCCAUUUCCCCAAUCCCUAACCCCCAAAACCACAAUUUCUCCUCCCUCCUCUUUCUAUGGCGUAAAACCCAUAUCCCCAAAUUGAGAUAAAUUACACGUAAAGGCGAUUCGGUAACAACAUCCAGAGUCUACUGCUAUGUCGACCGAGGCAGCAGCACCGUCGUCUCCGCCGCCGCGGUCAGGAUCGUCAUCCGAGGACAUCAUCGACACCACACCUUUGCUCUCCCCCGGGUCCCCAUCCGACCCGAACAUCAACUCCCCCACCAACCGUCGAUCCAUCCGUCGCCAGUCCCUCCGCGAUGCAGCUCGGUUCCUGCGCCGGGCCAGCGGCAGGCGGAUGAUGCGUGAGCCGUCGAUGGUGGUGAGGGAGACAGCGGCCGAGCACGUGGAGGAGAGGCAGAGUGACUGGGCGUAUUCGAAGCCGGUGGUGAUUCUGGAUAUCAUUUGGAACCUCGCUUUCGUGGCUGCCGGGGUUGCGGUGCUCGUUUUGAGCACGGAGGAGCGGGCCAACAUGCCGUUGAGGUUGUGGAUUGUUGGGUAUGGGAUGCAGUGCCUGUUGCAUAUGGGUUGUGUUUGUGUGGAGUAUAGGAGAAGGAGGAGGAGGAGAGUGGGGUUUGGAACUGUGGCUGGUGGUGGAGGGAAUGAUGGGAGUUCGAGUUCUGGUUCAAGAGGUGAUUCUGGUGAUUAUGUGACGCUCGCGCAGUUGCAAGAUGAUGGAACCAGCAUCGCGAAGCACCUAGAAUCUGCAAAUACUAUGUUUUCAUUUAUCUGGUGGAUCAUUGGGUUCUACUGGGUGUCUGCUGGUGGACAAGCUUUGGCACAAGACUCCCCUCAGCUUUACUGGCUUUGCAUAAUCUAUCUUGGUUUUGAUGUGUUCUUUGUGGUAUUCUGUGUUGCUCUGGCAUGUGUGAUUGGCAUCGCGGUGUGCUGUUGUCUUCCUUGCAUUAUUGCAAUCUUAUAUGCAGUUGCUGAUCAGGAAGGAGCAUCCAAAGAAGAUAUAGAUCAGCUUGUAAAGUUUAAAUUCCGAAGGGCCAGCGAUAACGAGAAGCUUGCUGAUGAGGAUCAAGAAACUCCUGGUGGAAUAAUGACAGAAUGUGGCACUGAUUCUCCAAUUGAGCAUGUCCUUUCCCAGGAGGAUGCAGAAUGUUGCAUAUGCCUAUCUUCUUAUGACGAUGGGGUUGAGCUAAGGGAACUACCUUGUGGACAUCACUUUCACUGCACCUGCGUAGACAAGUGGCUUCACAUCAAUGCCACAUGUCCUCUCUGCAAGUACAACAUUCUGAAGAGUGGCCGGCAAGACAGGGAGGAAGUGUAAACUGCAACAAAGGGUUUGAAAAAUCAGAUCUUUGCACAUAAUGCGGCCAUUAUGCAGGAGUUGUUGACAUUCUUACAUACUGUUCGUAGACCAAUCAGUCAUCAACGCACAGCAAAAUCAUCGAGAGACUCGAGCUCAAACUGGAUUUCCUUGCUACCUUCUCUUUGUGUGCUAUUCCUAGAGUCUAGUGUUGAUGAUCAGAGGCCACCUGCAUUGCUGAAAUGGUACUUGCGUGUGUUUAUUUAUCUUUUUUUCUUCUUCUCCCGUGGAGGUCUAAGCAGUGAACAGUGAUGUCUCUUUACUGUUGGAGGUCUCUUGAUUGAUUCUUGGCGUUCGCUUAGUCAUAGUACUCGUUAGAGGCAAUAAGAUAGCCAUAUAUAUCAAUAUAUGUGUAAUUCUCCUUUAGGGUUUCCCUCCAUGUUUCUUAGCGUGUGCAAAUUUUGUUGUUGUAUAGAGAUCGAUUUCUUCUUGCAGGAAUGAAUUUUUACAUGUUUCCCUGUGCCCUUACGGGUUACUGGGAUAGAACAUAGAACAGGUUGGUUUUUGAAAUUCUAACAAAAACUUCUGAUGAGAAGGCAAGGUGCUAAACAACGUAAGGAGCUCUUGAGACUUUUGCUAUGGUGCCGACUUUGGGCGAUCCAGUGCUGUUGGCUCGCCCUCUUGUGCAUUUAUAGCCGUUAGAUCGAAUGCACAAGAUUUGUGUAAUGAUGAAAUUACUGAAAUGCAUGGGGCGAUUCAGCAAUGAAAUCAUAUGUUGGAU
Messenger RNA from Linum trigynum, 2213 nucleotides. The record is from the annotation of a GenBank genome assembly. NCBI's taxonomy places the organism in Eukaryota, Viridiplantae, Streptophyta, Magnoliopsida, Malpighiales, Linaceae.